Molecule: messenger RNA, 7884 nt
Organism: Schistosoma curassoni
Lineage: Eukaryota; Metazoa; Platyhelminthes; Trematoda; Strigeidida; Schistosomatidae
Source: the annotation of a GenBank genome assembly
AAAAUUCACUGUGAAUCAGAUUGUAUUUCAUUCCCUAUGCUAAUCAUCAAUUUGUAUUAUUACAAAGGAAAUGUUUACAUAAGUAAAUAAUAUAACUGAUUACAUGAAUAAACUACUUCCAUUAUUUAAAAAAAUAACUUAUGCUUACAUAACACAAUUACAGAGAUUAUUGAAAUGACAGAGGUUAUGAUUAAAAAUCCCACUGUAAAGUUUCAUAAACUUAACUACAUUAUAAUAUUAACACUUACUGUUAGCAUCACCUUACCUACAGUCUUUAGUGAUCAAGGUGUUAAUUGGGAUAUAACUUAUCUAUUAAAUCGUCGUUAUGAUAUAGCACGUGCUGAUGAAGAAUUCCCUAUCAAAAUUCAACCACCUUCUGGUGAUCUUUUAUAUAGUGUACCAGCAUUACGUUUAUUUCCACAAUCAAAAUUACCAAAUGAAACAUUUUUUAUUCAUUUAAUAUUCAAACCAAAUAAAACAGCUAUUCAACAUGGAUUAUAUUUAUUCAGUAUACGUGAUCCAGAUAAUGUAUUAAGACUUGGAUUAAAAAUAGUUGAAUACACUACAUAUCAGAUAAUUUUUACAUAUAAUCCACUAUCAUUUAAUGGUAAUUCAAAAGAAGUGGAAUUCUCCAUUCCAUGGAAUGAUGAUUAUUGGCAUUUGGGAAUAUUAAUUAAACCCGAUCAAAUUGACUUCUAUACAUCAUGUGAAGAAACUCAAAGGAUCGCUUAUCAUUUUUAUCCAAUUCAAGGUUUACUAGGUGAACCAUUAUUCCGUAAAGGUGCAACAUUUUAUGCACUUAAUAGUGGCUUAAAGAAUGCAUCUGAAUAUUUUGAGGGUUAUUUAAAAGCUUUCAGUUUUCAUUCAGAUGAAAAUGCUCUCCGAUAUAUGUGUACCAAAUCGGAAAAUUAUGAAGGAAGUGGUGAUGCAGAUCGUUUCAAAUAUGAUCCCGAAUUCGGAAAUAUAUUAAUUACUAGCUCAAUACAAGACGAUGAAGAGAAGGAGAUUACAAUAGACAAUGAAGAUUAUGAAAGCGGAAAACAAGAGAAUAAAGAGAAAAUUACAACAGAAACAGACAACAAAGAAAUGGUAACGACCGAGAAAACUGACAUAAAGCUGAGAACGGAAUAUAAAUAUAGAUAUAUAAUGAAAGACCCAGGAACAGGAGGUCUAGUCGACAUACAAGACAUGAAGGAAAAUGUCGUUAUAAACGGAGCUAUAAAACUAACAGAUGAAUUAGCCAUUCUACCAAACGGAGAUAUUGUAGCAACGAAGCCGCUCAUUGAAAACCAACGUUUCAUCAUAGCCGAAAAUAUAAGUCAAAUAAGUGACAGAAAUGUUUAUGGAACCCACAGCGGAGAAAUGAUCGUAGGAGCAGAAGUAGAUGACAAUGGAAUAAUACAUUUACCCGAUUCGACACUUGCAAUAACAGUUUCACUCGACAAGGAUCGAUAUGUUAUAUUGAAAAAUAAUAAAACACAGAGAGAAUCAAUAUUUGACCGUCGCCUCGGAACAGAACUAGUAAAUGCCACGCUCCACCAUAAUGGAAUGAUCAAAUUAGCCACUGGACAGUUCGUAGCUCCCUCCUCUCAAGAAGGCUAUAAAUACAUGGUAGUCACAAAUGAAGACGACCAAACCCUUCUAGUUUACGAUCGUUUCACAGGAGAACAGAUCAAGGGUGCACAGGUUGAUCCCAAUGGUCUGAUUCAGUUUGAAGAUGGACGCAUGGCCAUCGAGCCAUCAUCCAAACUAGAUAGAUAUGUUAUAAUGACGGACCCAAACAACGGUGAAAAACUAGUUUUCGACAGACGAACAGGUAGUCAUAUCAAGGAUGCUGUGUACAGUGAAGAUGGGUUGAUUCGCUUUCCAGACGGUAGGCGCGUUGCACCAGGUUCCACUGAUAACAGCUCACAGUAUCUAAUUCACUUCGACCCUACAACGAAGGAGAACUUGGUUUUUGACAGACAUACUGGGGAACAAGUCGAGGGUGCCUCAGUAGACUCACGAGGUUUCAUACUUCUUCCCGAUGGUAAAUUGCAUCUAGAUCAGAAUCAAGUAAAGCAUAGGUACAUUGUCCUACAGGAGACAACCGAUAAUACCACAUUCGUAGUCGACACUAAAUCAGGCCAGAAAAUUGAUGGAGCAGUUGUUUUGGACAAUGGUCUCGUCAAGCUACCCGAUGGAAAUCUGGUUGCACCCAGCUCAAACACAAGCGCAAAUUACAUGGUGGUCGAAUUGACUGAGGGUGAAGAGAGCCCAGUAGUAUUCGAUCGCAGGACAGGUGAGCAAAUCCCAGAUGCUUACCUAGACAAGGAUGGUAUCAUACAUUUGCCGGAUGGAAGUUUGGCUAUCUCGGCAUCAGAAACUAUGGAUCGCUACCUUGUGGCACAAGAUAACCUGACAGGAGACCCUGUGAUGUUUGAUCGUCGCCUCGGAACAGAACUAGUAAAUGCCACGCUCCACCAUAAUGGAAUGAUCAAAUUAGCCACUGGACAGUUCGUAGCUCCCUCCUCUCAAGAAGGCUAUAAAUACAUGGUAGUCACAAAUGAAGACGACCAAACCCUUCUAGUUUACGAUCGUUUCACAGGAGAACAGAUCAAGGGUGCACAGGUUGAUCCCAAUGGUCUGAUUCAGUUUGAAGAUGGACGCAUGGCCAUCGAGCCAUCAUCCAAACUAGAUAGAUAUGUUAUAAUGACGGACCCAAACAACGGUGAAAAACUAGUUUUCGACAGACGAACAGGUAGUCAUAUCAAGGAUGCUGUGUACAGUGAAGAUGGGUUGAUUCGCUUUCCAGACGGUAGGCGCGUUGCACCAGGUUCCACUGAUAACAGCUCACAGUAUCUAAUUCACUUCGACCCUACAACGAAGGAGAACUUGGUUUUUGACAGACAUACUGGGGAACAAGUCGAGGGUGCCUCAGUAGACUCACGAGGUUUCAUACUUCUUCCCGAUGGUAAAUUGCAUCUAGAUCAGAAUCAAGUAAAGCAUAGGUACAUUGUCCUACAGGAGACAACCGAUAAUACCACAUUCGUAGUCGACACUAAAUCAGGCCAGAAAAUUGAUGGAGCAGUUGUUUUGGACAAUGGUCUCGUCAAGCUACCCGAUGGAAAUCUGGUUGCACCCAGCUCAAACACAAGCGCAAAUUACAUGGUGGUCGAAUUGACUGAGGGUGAAGAGAGCCCAGUAGUAUUCGAUCGCAGGACAGGUGAGCAAAUCCCAGAUGCUUACCUAGACAAGGAUGGUAUCAUACAUUUGCCGGAUGGAAGUUUGGCUAUCUCGGCAUCAGAAACUAUGGAUCGCUACCUUGUGGCACAAGAUAACCUGACAGGAGACCCUGUGAUGUUUGAUCGUCGCCUCGGAACAGAACUAGUAAAUGCCACGCUCCACCAUAAUGGAAUGAUCAAAUUAGCCACUGGACAGUUCGUAGCUCCCUCCUCUCAAGAAGGCUAUAAAUACAUGGUAGUCACAAAUGAAGACGACCAAACCCUUCUAGUUUACGAUCGUUUCACAGGAGAACAGAUCAAGGGUGCACAGGUUGAUCCCAAUGGUCUGAUUCAGUUUGAAGAUGGACGCAUGGCCAUCGAGCCAUCAUCCAAACUAGAUAGAUAUGUUAUAAUGACGGACCCAAACAACGGUGAAAAACUAGUUUUCGACAGACGAACAGGUAGUCAUAUCAAGGAUGCUGUGUACAGUGAAGAUGGGUUGAUUCGCUUUCCAGACGGUAGGCGCGUUGCACCAGGUUCCACUGAUAACAGCUCACAGUAUCUAAUUCACUUCGACCCUACAACGAAGGAGAACUUGGUUUUUGACAGACAUACUGGGGAACAAGUCGAGGGUGCCUCAGUAGACUCACGAGGUUUCAUACUUCUUCCCGAUGGUAAAUUGCAUCUAGAUCAGAAUCAAGUAAAGCAUAGGUACAUUGUCCUACAGGAGACAACCGAUAAUACCACAUUCGUAGUCGACACUAAAUCAGGCCAGAAAAUUGAUGGAGCAGUUGUUUUGGACAAUGGUCUCGUCAAGCUACCCGAUGGAAAUCUGGUUGCACCCAGCUCAAACACAAGCGCAAAUUACAUGGUGGUCGAAUUGACUGAGGGUGAAGAGAGCCCAGUAGUAUUCGAUCGCAGGACAGGUGAGCAAAUCCCAGAUGCUUACCUAGACAAGGAUGGUAUCAUACAUUUGCCGGAUGGAAGUUUGGCUAUCUCGGCAUCAGAAACUAUGGAUCGCUACCUUGUGGCACAAGAUAACCUGACAGGAGACCCUGUGAUGUUUGAUCGUCGCCUCGGAACAGAACUAGUAAAUGCCACGCUCCACCAUAAUGGAAUGAUCAAAUUAGCCACUGGACAGUUCGUAGCUCCCUCCUCUCAAGAAGGCUAUAAAUACAUGGUAGUCACAAAUGAAGACGACCAAACCCUUCUAGUUUACGAUCGUUUCACAGGAGAACAGAUCAAGGGUGCACAGGUUGAUCCCAAUGGUCUGAUUCAGUUUGAAGAUGGACGCAUGGCCAUCGAGCCAUCAUCCAAACUAGAUAGAUAUGUUAUAAUGACGGACCCAAACAACGGUGAAAAACUAGUUUUCGACAGACGAACAGGUAGUCAUAUCAAGGAUGCUGUGUACAGUGAAGAUGGGUUGAUUCGCUUUCCAGACGGUAGGCGCGUUGCACCAGGUUCCACUGAUAACAGCUCACAGUAUCUAAUUCACUUCGACCCUACAACGAAGGAGAACUUGGUUUUUGACAGACAUACUGGCGAGCAAGUUGAGGGUGCUUAUGUGGAUGAAUUGAAUAUGAUACAUCUUCCUGACGGUGAUUUAUUUCUUCAGCCUGAUGUUUUAUAUCCUCGCUACAUGUCACUUUCUCGCAGCGGUGAUAAUUAUCCCGUGGUUUUGGAUUCUUCCACUGGUGAAAUUUUGAACGCAUCGUUCUUAGGUGGUUCUCUUUUCCGUGUAAAUGGUGGUGGAGUAAUCGCAGUCGGCAACUUAUCAGGUGGUCGUUUCGUUGUUUAUGAUGGUGUUGAUGUUUCCGUUCCACGUAUUUACGACACGUUGCUGGGUCACGCUGUACCAGGAGCUGUUCUUCGGCCUGAUGGUUGGAUUGAGUUUACGGAUGGCCUAGUCUUUCCUGUGCUUUCUUCUGUUCCUGUCGGUCAGCGCUAUUUUGUUUUUCGUAAUUCAUCCUCAGGGCAGGAAAUUGUUUAUGAUGCUAUAUUAGGUUCAGCUGUUUCGGAUUCAUUUGUUGACGAAAACGGUCUCAUUCAUUUAACAAACGGAUCAAUUUUUAGUCCAAUCACUUAUAAUCACACUUCUUUUUUGUUCAACGAUCUUUCGGAACCUGCUUAUUCAUCAACACUUCGUGAACGUAAAAAUGCUUCUCUAUAUCAUAUUGUCUCAUUGAAUUCGACUACUAAAAUGCAACCUGAAGAAAUGGAUUUAAUUUCUACUGAUAAAGUCGAAAAAAUAACGAAUGGCAGCUCAUGUGAAUGUAUCGAAGAUUUAUUCCGACGAGGUCUUUUGAGAUUGAAAGGAGAAAAGGGAGAUCGUGGUGAUGCAGGACCUAUGGGACCUGAAGGACCCCCUGGAACCUGUCCUGCAACUUGUGGAUCGAAUCUAUCGACUGUUAUACAAGGACCUAAAGGUGAUCCCGGUCCUCCUGGAGUUUGUACCAUUGAUCAAUGCAAAGAAGCUGCAAUACCCGGACCUCAAGGACCUCCAGGAGAAAAAGGAGAAAAAGGUGAUCCAGGAGAAGUAGAUCUUACAAAUGAUCAGUCGAUUUCAGUUAUUAAACAAGCCAUUCACGAUUUUAUAUUACAACCAGAAAUUCAAAAACAAUUUCGUGGUCCAAAAGGUGAUCCAGGUGAAUGUUCAUGUUUAAGUGAUGCAGCAGAUAAUUCUUCACCGAAAAAAUAUUCAAACAAUGAAUUAAAUAAUUCAAAAAAUAAUCAUAAUGCUAAUAGUAAUAAUAAUGGUGAAAUUUCAGGUUAUGGUGCAAUGGUCUUGAAUACUGAAAUGGAUUUAAGCAAAGUAUCACAUACUUUUCCUGUUGGUACAAUGGCUUAUAUUAAAGAAGCGGAUACAUUCUACUUAAAAACAAUAGAACAAACUAAUACAUGGCGUAUAAUAAAUCUGCUGUCGAAAGCAGAUGCAAUUAAUUUACCAAUUCCAAAACCAACGCCAGCUCCUGCAUUUGAACCACAAUAUUAUCCAGUUCAUAAAGGGAAAAAGCUUUAUUUAAUUGCACAAAAUAAACCAUUACGUGGUGAUUUGAAAUACAAUGAUCGAAUAACUGGUGCACAUGCUGGCUCAAUUUUUGCAUGUCAACGUGCAGCAAAUCUUAAAGGUCUCGGAAGAGCAUUCUAUCCACUACUCAGUACAGAUAUGUUCAAUAUGGAUUAUGUUGUACCGCCAACAUAUAGAUAUGGUGUUCCUUUGGUUAAUUUAUAUGGUGAAAUUCUCUUUGAUGAUUUUAUGAGUCUUGUUGAAGGACGUUCAAAGCCACAAGCGAAAUUAUUGGAUUUUGAUGGUGUUGAUAUAACAGAUGAUAUUGUUGCACCAUGUUUAUGGAUUGGUCAAAAACCAAUUUAUUUAAAUGGUGAUUAUGAAUAUGCAGCUCAGUCAAAAUGUCGUAAUUGGCAGUCAACUUAUCCAGGUGAAAAUGGUUUAGCUGUGUCUUUACCAAUUGUUGACAAUGCACCAGGUUUAUUUUCUAAACAAAAUUUUAAAUUAAUAUCAUGUUCGAAAUUUUGUCGAAUGUUAUGCAUACAAAUCACACCAUCCAAUACGUAAUCAAUUAUAAUUAUUAUGAUAAUCAAUAUUCGAUUUAUGUAUCCGUAUACACUUAUUCCUGUUCUACAUCCAGACAUUUUUUUAUCGAUUAAUAUACAUAUAUAUUGCUACUAAGUGAAUUAAACGUUUGUCAAUUUAAUGAGAUUUUCAAAAUAUUCAACAGCUGAAAACAAGUACAUAGCUGUUUGUUAUUCUCCUGAAUUUGUUCACUAUUCAAUACGAAACGAUACUACUCUUUUUUCAGUACAUACUAAUAUAAUUUACUGAUUCCUUCAUCGUAAUUGAACAUUUUCGAGUUUGUCGAUUUUAAUUUCAGUGUUGAAAUCCAACAAUCAAGCAUUUAUAUUCUCUCAUUUAUUGAAGAAAAAAAGAAUAAGAAACCGAUUGUUUUUUGUCAAAAUUUAUUUGUCUAUCUAUUUAUCUAUCGUUUUUGACACCUAAAUCCAACGUUUACAUAUACCUACUACAAAAAAGAACAGUUUUGAAUUUCAUUUGAGUUUUUCACCGACGCACCAAUACAUACACACAUACACACAGAUACACAUGAAGUAAAAUUUAUGAUUUUAAUGAUUUCAGUAUUUCUAUCAUUAUUAUUAUUAUUACUCCAUAUGUUUGUCUUUUGUUCAAAAUUUUGUGGUAUAAUCUUUUCCUCAUCUGCAUGAAUCACUAUUUCUAUGCAUCCAAUUGGAACAACUGAGGAAUUAAUAAUUAGCUUUUGUGCAAUUAAUUUUGUGUGAAAGUGAAGCGGAAUUAUCUGGUCAAUUUACAUUGGUUUUGUUACUUACUUAUAUUAAUUGUGUGCAAAUUUUAUGUUGGAACAGUUAAAUAUGUAAUGCACUAGAAUAAUGGAAAUAUAGACAUAUAUUUUAUACGUGAUAUAAAUUUGUAAUUUAUUUUACGCUAAAAAGAAAUAAUACUAAAUUCAUUAUACCAUAGGCAUUAUAUGAUUUGGGUUUACAUGGAAUUCUGUUUAAAUUAUUAUGAAUUAUACCUACUAAUUAUUAAAUAAGUAGCAAACAAAACCAAAUGUAAGAAUCCCAUCUUCAUUUAGUUAUGAGCUAAAAUGAUAGAAGUAUGUCGUUGAAGUUCAGAUGUAUUGGUUAUUAG